CGAAGUUAUGCUGUUUCUGCGACGAUGCCGACGCCGCUAUUGGUCGUGGGCAGCACUGUCCGCGACUUUUGUAUGCUAGAGCGAAAUUUCUUGUCACAUAUCAAACUUGUUCUAUUGUUGUCGCUCAUGUUCGCCUCGGCGUUGCUUGGAAUCCGUCUCCCUGGACCUCCUGGCACGGGACAGUCUGGUGAUAGCUUGGGGUCUUUCGGUUUACCCAUCGCGAUUCUCCAGUUUAUCGCUGCCAUGCUUACAAUCGCUGCAGCAUUCUGGGAGUACCAUACAGGUCUAGAUGAUUUAAUGAAAGUUAGGGCAUUCUUUGUUGUAAACAGGCAAGUCUGCAGCUUCAAAGACCCUCUGAUUAUGCUGAUAACAGUCGUCCGCAGAAUACAUCAUAUCAUUAUGGCAGCUGUCACGACCAUUAUUGUGGCCACAUGUAUCAUAUAUGUGGUCAAGAGCAGUUAGUGUUUGCCAGGUGUGGCAACUCUUUCGUGACUUGCAUUAUCGUUUCUCAUGCUCCUUCCAUCAAGGGGCAUCCCUCGUGAGAAGGAAUUGUGAUUCGCGAGAGUGUGUGGCCCAUGACUUCGUGUCAUCAUUCCCGCGAUAUCAUCCUCCCUCCUCGAGGCAGAUAACGACCAAACGGACCACGGUGCUGUGCAAAAGUUGUUUCACUUUAUUGUCUUUGCAUUGGGAUACGUUUCAUUGAAAGUUUCAAUGCAUUCUGGUACCUCUCACGCUCUUGUAUACUAUACUCAGCUGUAUUCGAUACAUCUUUUCGAACUCUGAUGUGUGUGAGACUCUUGCUUCGCUGACCGGAGCGGUUUUCGCUACAAGUGGCAAGCCAGCACAACUCUCUCGA
Molecule: messenger RNA, 856 nt
Organism: Suillus clintonianus
Lineage: Eukaryota; Fungi; Basidiomycota; Agaricomycetes; Boletales; Suillaceae
Exons: 1
Coding region: 25-462 (145 amino acids)
Source: RefSeq, a predicted model, not a curated record